Talaromyces rugulosus is the source of this 993-nucleotide messenger RNA. RefSeq lists its product as uncharacterized. Lineage: Eukaryota; Fungi; Ascomycota; Eurotiomycetes; Eurotiales; Trichocomaceae. Gene Ontology annotation, molecular function: zinc ion binding; DNA-binding transcription factor activity, RNA polymerase II-specific; sequence-specific DNA binding. The record is from RefSeq and is a predicted model, not a curated record. The transcript has a single exon. Gene Ontology annotation, biological process: positive regulation of transcription by RNA polymerase II. Bases 1 to 993 code for a protein of 330 amino acids. Gene Ontology annotation, cellular component: nucleus.
AUGCUCAUUCUAGACGGGCCGCCCUUGAGGCUGGCUUGCGAUCGCUGCCACAAGAGAAAGCAGCGAUGUACUCGAACGGGAAUCAAUGACAACAAGCCGUGCGAACGAUGCAGAGAGGCGGGCUCCCAGUGCAUCUACAGUCCACCAAGCAGACUAGGACGACCGAGCAAUAAGGCGAAACGAGAGCGACAACACAUUAGCAACGGCAAUAUAAUGACCACAAGGAGCCGCCCUUCGUCCAACACAACAUCACCUACUCCUCCCCCUCCUCCGUCUCAUUCGUUCUCUCUAUCCGCCUCCUCCGUCUCUCUUCCGACAUACAUGCCCAUGGCUAAUGGCCAAAGCAAUACGAAAAUCAGGAGAUCUCACAGUACUAUGGCGGCCGCUUCGUUGAGGUUCAAGCCUCCUUCCCCUCCUUCGGUAUCGUCUCAAGUUUCGGACACAACGCCGUCUCCUUCGUCUUACAAUUUUGGCUCUCCGCCCCUGCACACUAUGGAUGCAGCGGGUGCAAAUGUGCCUUUCCAGAAUUUCCAAAUGCCGCGAUCACAGCCACAGCAGUGCCAUCAGCAGGCUGUUUCAGGAUCCACGACGGUCCUAUCGUCAGAGCACUAUCCUAGCUCCGUGCUCGUUGCGCCCGAGCAGCAGUCCUGGUAUCCGCAUACCCAAGAGCACGGUAAUAACAUUAUAUUCGACUCACCGACAUAUAACGAUGCGACAAUCCUUCUUGGACAACAACAUCCACGUCAGCAACCGCAACCGCAACCGCAACCUCUUUAUACCAUUGAUACAUGGCCGAACUCGCUGGUGACUCACGGAGCCCUACAGCUUCAAGCAGGUCAAGAAGCGCCCAGAAUGGCAGGCUCUGAUGGAAAUAUAUAUUCUCGAGGGAAAUGGAGUGGCCAGCCAGUCGCAGAUCCACAAGUCGCGAUGAAUCUGGGGAUUCCAGUGACAAUGGCCAUGGACGGCAAUGAGCCGAUGUAUUAUUACUGGUAA